AAUAGGAUAUUAAGUUGAGACAGCGUGACCGACACUAUUUUGAUCCGGAUUGCGAGAAGCUCAUCCGCCGGACCAACGCACCGGUCGAUGGAGAAGUGCGCAGCCAUGGCGACGAGCUCGAACCUAGUGAGAACUAGCAUGUCUCUGUGCCCUAAAGCCUGUCGUGCGCGUUAUCAUCGGCAAGCCUCUCCCCCGGGCUUCUCGCCUCCUUUACUUCUGCGCCCUUCCUUUGGCAUCUACCGUAGCAACAAAAGAGUUGGCGGGGAAGGAACUGGCGGGGUUAUGGAAGUGCGAUCGAUGUCCUCUUCUUCCGCUCCCUCUUCGUCGUCCUCCUUCGGGGCGCGGCUUGAGGAGACGGUGAAGAAGACGGUGGCGGAGAAUCCGGUCGUCGUCUACUCCAAGACAUGGUGCUCGUACUCGAUGGAGGUGAAGGCGUUGUUCAAGCGAAUUGGAGUGGAUGCCCUCGUCAUCGAGCUUGACCAGCUAGGUCCUCAAGGUCCGCAACUACAAAAAGUCUUGGAAAGACUUACGGGACAAUUUACAGUUCCUAAUGUUUUUAUCGGGGGAAAGCAUAUUGGUGGUUGUACAGAUACUGUAAAGCUUUACCGCAAAGGAGAGCUCACUCCCAUGCUAUCAGAACUAAACAUCAACACAAAGAGAUUGCAACAGCCUUAGCUGAGAAGUCCAGGUUUGCAAAAUAAUUUUAUUAAGUGGGUGCUCAUAUGUAUUGAUUUUUUAUGAUUUUCCUUUGUAUGAUAACCUUUUACCCCGUACAAUUAAACUAUUCAGUCCAUGUUAGUCUUGUAGGACAGUGGAGAGAUUAUUCUGUGCGGCAUUUGACCGGAGGCAAAUUCAGACAUGUCACAUCACCGAAUACAUUGGGCCCCCGGUGACGUGGCAUAUGGAUUCGCCUCCGGACGCCACACAGAAUAAUUUUUCUCUUGAAAAUCCCGAAGUUUAGU
Dendrobium catenatum is the source of this 962-nucleotide messenger RNA. Its product is annotated as monothiol glutaredoxin-S10. Gene Ontology annotation, cellular component: cytoplasm. Gene Ontology annotation, molecular function: glutathione disulfide oxidoreductase activity. NCBI's taxonomy places the organism in Eukaryota, Viridiplantae, Streptophyta, Magnoliopsida, Asparagales, Orchidaceae. The transcript is spliced from 6 exons. Gene Ontology annotation, biological process: cellular response to oxidative stress. The coding region runs from base 88 to 675 and encodes 195 amino acids. The record is from RefSeq and is a predicted model, not a curated record.